Messenger RNA from Lolium rigidum, 1801 nucleotides. RefSeq names its product TSL-kinase interacting protein 1-like. Gene Ontology annotation, biological process: pattern specification process. Lineage: Eukaryota; Viridiplantae; Streptophyta; Magnoliopsida; Poales; Poaceae. Gene Ontology annotation, molecular function: chromatin binding. The coding region runs from base 138 to 1490 and encodes 450 amino acids. Gene Ontology annotation, cellular component: nucleus. The transcript has 8 exons. The record is from RefSeq and is a predicted model, not a curated record.
GGCCGGCUCGUCGCCGGCGGAUCCGUCGCGGGAGCUAGGGUUUCGCCGCCUGGGCCGUCGCCGUCCGCGAGAUCUAGGGUUUCGAGCUCAGGAAAGGUAGAAUUUUCCUAGGGCAAGAUCAAUAGUAUCAGAAAAUCAUGAAAGCUCCCCAGCAGCACGGUAAACCAGCGGAUGCAGAUGCAAAGGCCAAGCCUGGCAAUAAGAUCCAGUGCUUGAAGCCAGGCAAAUAUUCUAAGAAAUCGUCAGGCAAUGUUGUGCCAAAAUGCGUAAGGGGAGAUGCUCAAUCACAUACUGACAAUAAGAUUACUGGCACUAAGAUUCAGUUGAAGGGUGGCAGCUUUAUGGUGGCACCAUUUAGCAAUUCGACAAACCUAUUGGCUAAGCUGCCAAAUCAUUCUGGAAAGAUGAAGCUUCAGUUUUUCCCAAUAGAUGAGGCGAUUCAAACUAUUCUACAGCAGGAAAAUCACAAUCCUUACCUGGAGUUAACUUUGGCUCCUCGAAAGAAGGUGUCCUCAAUUGUGCAACAUCUGAACACAAAAUGGGGCCGUUCUAGUUGCGCAAAAGGCGACCUCAUGCUCUUCCCUUACAGUGCUAGACUGGAUAGCAUUGCUGACAGUGAAAAAUGGACCCUUAAGGAUUCUUGCACAGCUGGCGAUGUUUAUGCUGCUGUUGGCAGCCCUUCAACAUUUCGAUUAAGGUAUGGAUGGUUUGAACCUAUUUUGAAGCAACAAAGCAGCGUAGCAUCUUUGCCAUCAGUGCACUCUGCAGAAAAGACUAUUGUCGACAGGCCUUCAGAUCCCCCUUCCAGUCAACAAGAACAAAUGGUUAAUUUGAGUGAGUUUCCAGCUAAUUUUGCCAGACGAUCCGUUGAGUCUACUCCAGAACAGACUGUGUCGGACAACCAAAGCAAAGUGACACCACUUUCAUGGAUUGACUGCAUAUCCAAUAUCAGUUUCGGAGCACUGUUAUCGGAAGUUGUACCCUCUCAAGACAGCAAACAACCACCUUCACAAAGUAUUCUUCAGCAGCUUCCUGCUACAUGUGACUCAUUUGAUGCUGCUAUUGCCUCCUUGAUUCGACAACAGCAAACUAACCAACCGAAAGUGUCAAAUCCAUCCCUUUGGGAUGCAGAAGAAACUUGUCAUGCAUUUCCUUCCCGGAAGCAAACUUCAGUCAGGGGACCCUUGUCAGCUCCUAGCAACAGUAGUGCUCUUGCCUCAUCUAUGCUGGGUGCAAUCCCUGAAUCUGAUGCAGAUGGUGAUCAGCAAUGUUGUACUGAAGGCAGGAAAGAGGAACCAAUACCUCCGGUACCAUGCUUUGGCAAUAAUGAGAAUGUGAAACCAGAUGUCUCAAUGGUACCGCCUGAAUCCACCGGUGAGCCAGAGCUUGGGGCAUUUCGCUCUAGGCUUUUGAAUGGAACUGACAGUUUAGGACUCAGCGGCUUGCUAGCAAACAGCUUGGACGCAUUCCCCAACUUCUCUGUUUCGUAAUGCUCAGAUUUACCUGAUGGAAUACCAGAAGUUAUAGAUCCUGUAAAGACGAGGAACUAAUAAGAGAUCAUCAUUGGGCUUCCUGCUUCAACCGAAGUGACUACUGGGCUUGUUGAAGCUGUUUGUGUAGAUAAUAAUUAGUUAAUGACCUAUCUUAGCCACUUGAUCUUUUAAUUACAGAUCGCUACUCGAGAUGGUUCUGUCGUUUUUGAAAUUGUCCAUAAUCUACUCGGUUGCUUACUGUGUUCUUUGCACCCUUGUACUGUGCUGAUUGUUUCACAAACAAAUAUAUUUAUUGAAACUUUGUAUUC